AUAUAUAUUUUUGUCUUUGUAUUGUGGCCGUUAACAACGAGGAAACCAAAGCCAAAACUAUCAUCGAUCCCUCCCCCCAGAAAAAAAAACCGCAAUAAUCUCCCAUCUUUUCUUCGUCAAUUCAUUCAUACUCAAUUUGAAACCCUAAAUAUUUCAAAUGGAUUGCGCUGCCAUAAAUAUUUCACCAUCGAUGACCUUAUCACCCCUUCCUUUAUCCAAACAUCUUCUUCGUAAAUCCAUUUGUUUCGGCAACAGAACAACGCGAAUUUCCUAUAUCAAGAUCCAAGCUACUUCGGAUAAUGCUGCUGCAGAUUUUCCCUCUGGUUCGCAGCUUUCUUCGUCAACUGCAGUGGGGGAUAUGCACAGAAAAUUAAGCACUCUUGAGUCACUUUUUUGCUAUGAUAAAGCUGUCCCAGAGGAAAUAAUCGAGAAGCCCGUUGGAUUAUCACUAAGCGAAAAAAAUAUCGGCAAUAAAACACGGUGUUCCAGUUGUGAAGCUAAGGGUGCUAUCCUUUGUGCCACAUGCUCUGGAUCUGGAUUAUAUGUUGACUCUAUAAUGGAAAGUCAAGGUAUCAUAGUCAAAGUCCGAUGCCUAGGUUGUGGCGGAAGCGGUAAUAUAAUGUGUUCAGAAUGUGGUGGGCGCGGGCAUCGCGCUGCUGCCUAACUACCAUUUGGUCUAUAUACCGCGUGUAAAAGCUGAGACCUUGUCUUGUAACUUGUUUUUUUUUGGUAUUGGUAUUUGUAUUUCAGAUAUUCAACAUUGUAUUCUUUUAUAUCAGAUGAGAACAAAGUGUUUGGGUUGCCCAACUCAUAUAAUUCUUCUGUC
Helianthus annuus (common sunflower) is the source of this 826-nucleotide messenger RNA. RefSeq lists its product as uncharacterized. The transcript is spliced from 3 exons. The record is from RefSeq and is a predicted model, not a curated record. The coding region runs from base 158 to 664 and encodes 168 amino acids. NCBI's taxonomy places the organism in Eukaryota, Viridiplantae, Streptophyta, Magnoliopsida, Asterales, Asteraceae.